CUCCCCUCCCUUGCCGGUCCUCGGUCCACAACAUGCUUCUGCUCGAAGCCAUAACCUCCACAUGUCCGAGUCUUUCUUCCGUUUCUUCGUUACUUAAGACAAGACAUGUACUUGUUCGAAGACACCAUUUUCGAGCGGUUGUUGGACGCUCUGAAGGUGGGAGAUAGGGUUGUUGUGACCUCACAUCUCUUCUACGAAUUUAAAACUAACUCAGAAAGAGUAGCUCUUGCAUAUCAACUGCUGGAGGAAGAAAACCUUCUACCCAGCCUGGAAAAUACCAGUGAAAAAUCUCAAAAACUUGCCACAGAUUUAAGAAAUGAAGGUAAUAAAGCAUUCCAACAAAGAAAAGAUCUCCUUGCUAUGCAGUACUACAAUCGCAGUUUAGCUGCUGCGCCACUGAAAUCCAAAGAACUUUCGUUGGCCAUUGGCAAUCGCUCUGCUGUAAACUGGGCUCUAGGCUUUUAUCAAGCCUGCCUAUGUGAUAUCAAGCAGGCAUUCCAGAGUGGGUACCCCGAAGAGCUUCGAUUUAAACUCUUAGAAAGAAAAAUGAAAUGCUGUCUACAGCUUGGCAUGAAAAUUGAUGCCGAAUCUACUCUGAAGGAGCUGGAGACCCAAUUAAGAAGAGUACCUUCAGGGAAACAAGUACAACAUGGAUCGAUCUUGAAGUCAUUGACUCAAGAACUUGACAUUCUCCAAAACACCCCAGCAUUGGACUGCGUCAAUACCAUAAAUUCAACUGCUGUAGGAUGUAUUACCAAGCCAACUGUUUCUCUUAAAAUCAAUGAAGAGAUUGAGUGUGCGUCGAGUUGCAUAGCACUAAAAUAUUCAGAGGAAAAAGGGAGACACUUGGUUGCAACUAAAUACAUCAAGCCAGGCGAGGUGCUUAUUGUUGAGCAGCCAUUUGCAUCGGUCCUUUUACCUGAUUCUAUGGCUUCUCACUGUUUCAACUGUUUUGCAAGAUGUUUGUCUCCAGUGCCAUGUUUACAGUGCUCCCAGGUCAUAUUUUGUAACGAGAAGUGUCGUUUAGAUGGCUGGGAGAGAUUUCAUUCUGUUGAUUGCUCUCUAUUACCAAUCAUAUCAAAGAGAGUGGGUAAAAUGGGCCUCCUUGCUUUAAGGGUGCUUCUAAUUGCAUCUCAGAAGGGAAAAAAUCUCCAACAGUUCUUUGAAGAUGUAGAAAAUCAAGAUGAAUCUCCAGAUGUGAGAACACGGGGUUUUAAUCAGAAUGGACGUUAUGUUUCCACUGAGUAUUGGCCAAUUCAUUAUCUUAUUGGACACUCUGACCGUCGUUCAAAUGCAGAUCUAUUUAGACGAUCUGUAACUGCUGCCUGUUUGCUACAUUGUUUAGAAGUUUUUUCAGAUUUCUUUGGCAGUAACUUUGAUGACGAUUUGUAUUAUUUCUGCGGAGGAAUUCUGUUACAGCAACUUCAAAGCCUUCCUUGCAAUGCCCAUGAAGUGUCUGAAAUGAUUGUUAAUGGGGGCUCAUUUGAAAGCCAAGAAAUAGGUGCAGCAGGAUAUGCAACAUUAAGUCUGCUAAAUCAUUCAUGUGAUCCAAAUGUUGUGCGCCAUAGCUAUGGUGAUUGGGCUGUGCUACGUGCAAUUCGGCCGAUUCAACAGGGUGAGGAUAUUUUAGAUAAUUAUGGAUACCACCAUGCCCUGCAUUCUGUUGAUUAUCGCCAGAAUCAGCUGUCUCAGCAAUAUUUCUUUCAUUGUUUAUGUGAAGCUUGUCAAGGUUCUUGGCCUUUUUAUAAAGAGCAGCCCAUUUCAAAUCCUGUGUUCAAAUGUCAGCAAUGUGGUACUUCUAUUAAGAGAGAUAUAGAAAUAUCAGCAAAAAUACAAUGUACAUGUGGUGCUGUCAAUGAUAUAGAACUAAUGGAAAAUGAAUUAAAGAAGUCAUCAGUGUUAUUUCGCCAAACAUUGUCUGAUGUGCUGAAAGGACAAUAUCUUCAAGAAGUUCCAGAAAGUCUUCUAGAACAUUUAAUUUUACUGUCAACUAAUAUUCAGAGACCAUGGAGGGAAUUCAGUGAGUGUCAAGAAACAAUAAAACAAUAUCUUAGCUUGCAGGCAAAUCACAUAGUACUCCGUUAACGUCUUGUUUAAAGUGCAUAACAUGACUAAUAAGAUAUUUAAUGUUGUUUAAUUGAACACUGAAUGACUAACCAGACUUGUUUAAUGAGCAUUAGAAUAAGUGUUAAUGUUGUUGUUUGAAAUUGUUGUUAUUAAUAAGUUAUAUUUUCCUUUGGAUUCUGCAUCUUUAUUUUUCAUGCUGAAUAAUAAUGGUUUGUUUACCUUA
Molecule: messenger RNA, 2290 nt
Organism: Frankliniella occidentalis (western flower thrips)
Lineage: Eukaryota; Metazoa; Arthropoda; Insecta; Thysanoptera; Thripidae
Product: SET and MYND domain-containing protein 4-like
Exons: 4
Coding region: 106-2085 (659 amino acids)
Molecular function (GO): protein binding
Source: RefSeq, a predicted model, not a curated record